This is a messenger RNA of Microtus oregoni (creeping vole), 1281 nucleotides long. RefSeq names its product TLE family member 7 (gene Tle7). The record is from RefSeq and is a predicted model, not a curated record. Gene Ontology annotation, biological process: negative regulation of canonical Wnt signaling pathway; regulation of DNA-templated transcription. Lineage: Eukaryota; Metazoa; Chordata; Mammalia; Rodentia; Cricetidae. Gene Ontology annotation, cellular component: transcription regulator complex; nucleus. Gene Ontology annotation, molecular function: transcription corepressor activity; protein binding.
AUGGCUGCCAUGUUCCUGAGGUGCGGCUCCCACCCCCUUUCGGGCGCGGAAAUCCCACCCACCCUCCGUCCAAGCCCAGCCUCCAGGAAGCCUUCCUACUGCACCAAGUGUCUCCUGCGGCGGCCCCCAGAUGCCCCCAGAGACUCGCAGCCAGUCACGGAAAUGCACAGUAUGACCCAGCAGCGGUGGCAUCCCCAGGCCCAGGACACAUCUGGGCUUCAGCACAUGCAGUUCUCAGAAGCAGAACCAGAAGGAGGAACCAGCUCAGGCUCUCAACCAGGAGCUACAGCUGGCCAGUUCUGUUCUUCGUCCUUGCUCAACAAAGAAGUCUGGUCAUUCCUCAAAGCCAUUCCUCCGAUUCCAGAUGAGGCCGUAGUCACACGGAAGUCCCCAUACGGUUCCUGGAGGGUUGGCACUCUCCAACAUGGGAGGCGAGUGAACGCUAUCGCUGUUAGCCGUGCUCCGCUCCACGUGUACACUUGUGGCACCGGCUACAUCCGGGUGUGGGAUGAAGACGCGUUGCAUGCCUCGGACAGAGCACCUCAGGCCCAGCUGGACUUUCAGGACCCUCAGAACCGUGUGCUCACCUGCAAGCUGUUCCCUGAUGAGCAGAGCCUGAUUACAGGGGGAAUAGCCCAGGCUCUUACUCUCUGGGACCUGGCUCCCACACCCCAAAUCAGGGCCCAGAUGGCCUCCACAGGCCCCAUAUGCUAUUCCUUGGCCCUCUCUUCUGAUGCGCACAUCUGCUUGGCUUCUUUCAAAGGAUUCGUGGAGAUUUGGGAUGUGCAGAACCAAAUCUUGAUCAGGAAGCAUGAAGUUCCUCCCUAUGGGUCCCGCUGCGUGGACAUCACAGGCUUUAAGUUCUGGACAGGUGGUGAAGAUACCAUCCUGUAUUCAUGGGACAUGAGGAGCUACCAGAAGAUUCAGCAACACAACUUAUGCCAUGAGAUCCUUAGCAUUACCCAUGACCCCAGUGAGGAGUGGGUGCUGGCGGGCUUGAAGAUGAGUGACAUUGCCAUCCUGCACGUGCACCGGGAGGAGAAGUACAAAGCUGUUGUCCAGAGAUACUCACAACACCACAACCUCAAGUUUGCCUCUUGUGGGACUCAUUUUGUGGCCACGCUGGAUAGCACGAUCAAUUGUUUAGAGGCACCUUCUCUCCGAAGGUUGUUCCAGACAGAGGAGUGCUAUGACAUCCUGUGCUGUGACAUAUCCUCGGAUAGUCAGUACCUGGUCACGGGCUCCAAGGAAAGUGCCACAGUAUACCAGCUCUUGUAUUGA